UUAACGGACGUUAGGGUGUGAUCGAUGUCUGAGCGCAGUGAAGAUUCGCCUUCCGGCGUUGAUUCUAUUACCGAGAAGAUAACGGAGAAGCUUCACCACCAUGAUUCGUCCUCAUCCUCAUCGUCCGAUUCAGACAACGAGAAAUCAUCCCCCUCGGCCGUCAAAUCGUCCCCCUCGGCCGUCAAAUCGUCGAUUUAUCGGCUUUUUGGGAGGCAGAAGCCCGUGCACAAGGUCUUAGGCGGAGGAACGCCUGCAAAUAUUUUUCUAUGGAGGAACAAGAAGAUCUCUGCAGGCGUUUUGGGUGGGGCCACCAUUCUGUGGGUUCUGUUUGAGUUGAUCGAGUAUCAUCUGCUUACGCUCAUCUGCCACUGCCUCAUAUUCACCCUUGGUAUUCUGUUCCUGUGGUCCAAUGCCUCCACUCUCAUCAACAAGUCUCCACCACGCAUUCCUGAAGUAAGGAUCCCACAAGACAUUGUCCGUGACACUGCCAUCAACCUGGGUUAUGAUAUCAACCAGGGUCUGGCUGCUUUAAGGGAAAUUGCAUCUGGACGGGAUCUGCGGAAAUUUCUUGCUGUAAUUGCUGGCUUGUGGGUCCUGUCGAUUGUUGGGAGUUGGUGCAAUUUCUUGACCUUGUUCUACAUAGUGUUUGUUUUGCUCCACACCGUGCCUGUUCUAUAUGAGAAAUACGAGGACCAGGUUGACUCUUUUGCAGAGAAGGCGAUGGCCGAAUUCAAGAAGCAGUGGGCAGUUUUUGAUGCCAAGGUUCUUAGUAAGAUUCCAAGAGGGCCGUUGAAAGCUAAGAAGGUGGUUUAGAUGGGCGAUAAAGUAUCUUGAGACAAUAGUAGGUUCUGAUAGACUAGCUAGCUUUGUUUUUUUCCGUGUUGUUGUGACUAUCUAUCCAUUGUUGCCUAGAACCCUUUGCUAUUUUCUUUGGCCGUUUUUUGAAGUGAGUGUUGGGGGUUCUCAGUUUGGAUGAAUAUCAUGAAUUUGGUAUCUUGUAGGACCAAUCCAAGUUCUAGCUAUGUGAAUCAUCUUUGAUGUUUA
This is a messenger RNA of Magnolia sinica, 1044 nucleotides long. RefSeq names its product reticulon-like protein B2. The transcript has 5 exons. The coding region runs from base 25 to 813 and encodes 262 amino acids. The record is from RefSeq and is a predicted model, not a curated record. Lineage: Eukaryota; Viridiplantae; Streptophyta; Magnoliopsida; Magnoliales; Magnoliaceae.